Messenger RNA from Sphenostylis stenocarpa, 807 nucleotides. The record is from the annotation of a GenBank genome assembly. Lineage: Eukaryota; Viridiplantae; Streptophyta; Magnoliopsida; Fabales; Fabaceae.
AUGGCGGACGAAGCACAAAAUGAGAUGAAGGAGGAGAUUCCAGAAAUUGUACCUUUUGACCCUACCAAGAAGAAGAAGAAAAAGAAAAUUACUAUUGUUGAUCCUGCUGAUGACUCGGUGGACAAAUUGGCUGAGAAGACAGAAAAUCUCGCUGUUUCUGAUGGGGUUGAGGCUGCAUUUACUGGUUUGAAAAAGAAGAAGAAGAAGGCUGUUGAAAUCAGUAACUUCAAUGAUGAUAGUGGAGAUGCAACUGAAGAUUUGGAUGAUCAUGCUGAAGAUGAUGAAGGAGAAGCGGUUGCUCCGCAGGCUCGCUACCCUUGGGAAGGGAGCGAUCGUGAUUAUGAGUAUGAGGAGCUUCUUGGCAGGGUUUUUAACAUUCUACGUGAGAAUAAUCCUGAACUUGCUGGAGAUCGGCGAAGGACAGUUAUGAGGCCUCCACAAGUUCUACGUGAAGGCACAAAGAAAACUGUGUUUGUGAAUUUUAUGGAUCUAUGCAAAACGAUGCAUCGGCAGCCAGACCAUGUCAUGGCUUUCUUGCUUGCUGAAUUGGGUACAAGUGGCUCCCUUGAUGGACAGCAGAGAUUGGUUGUGAAGGGAAGGUUUGCACCAAAGAACUUUGAAGGAAUUUUGCGACGAUAUGUCAAUGAAUAUGUCAUUUGCCUUGGAUGCAAGAGCCCAGACACUAUACUUACCAAGGAGAAUCGUCUGUUCUUUCUUCGGUGUGAGAAGUGUGGGUCAGGAAGAUCGGUUGCUCCAAUCAAGGCUGGUUUUGUUGCUCGUGUUGGCCGAAGGAACACCGGGACAUGA